Molecule: messenger RNA, 566 nt
Organism: Brassica rapa (field mustard)
Lineage: Eukaryota; Viridiplantae; Streptophyta; Magnoliopsida; Brassicales; Brassicaceae
Product: 60S ribosomal protein L18a-2-like
Biological process (GO): translation
Cellular component (GO): ribosome
Molecular function (GO): structural constituent of ribosome
Source: RefSeq, a predicted model, not a curated record
AUGGUGAAUAGGUACUUCUUGAAGAAGCUCAAGAAGGUCAAGAAGAGUAACGGUCAGAUGCUCGCCAUUAACGAGAUCUUUGAAAAGAACCCGACAACGAUCAAGAACUUUGGAAUCUGGUUGAGGUACCAGAGCAGAACUGGAUACCACAACAUGUACAAGGAGUACCGUGACACUACCUUGAACGGUGCCGUUGAGCAGAUGUACACCGAGAUGGCGUCCCGACACCGUGUGAGGUUCCCUUGCAUUCAGAUCAUCAAGACAGCGACUGUCCCGGCCAAGCUUUGCAAGAGGGAGAGCACCAAACUGUUUCACAAUAGUAAGAUCAAGUUCCCGUUGGUGUUCCGUAAGGUGAGACCACCAACCAGGAAGCUCAAGACCACCUACAAGGCCUCUAAGCCCAACUUGUUUAUGUAAUGAAGUUGUCCUAUCUUCUGCUUUUGCUUCUUUCUCGGAUAUUUUUGUUUACUUUAGGCCUAUCAAUGGAACUAAACUCGACUUUCUUUGGAUUUUGUGGUUUUUGUUACUUUCAUGCUUAUGAAAAACACCUUUUGUUUCUUAUUUUA